AUGCCUACUGAUAAUACUGAUAUGCAUCCAGAGAAUGAGAGUGAUAGUGGAGACGAAGAAGAUAGCAUGGAUGCUGAUGGAUCCAUACGAAGUAUUGAAGCUUCUGAAGGGUGGACAACAUUUAGAAAUCAUUUAGCACUUGAGAUCAUGGAGACUUCAAAAGGAAGAGGUCCAGGACAAAAUAAAAGAUUUUGGAGCGAAGAUGAAGACAAACACUUGAUUGAAGCACUUAUGGAACUGAAUAAUGAAGGGAAGUUUAAAGCUGAAGGAAAUUUCAGGCCAGGUCAUCUUAGAGCUCUUGAGAUGAAAUUAAUGGAGCGGAUGCCUGCAUGUGAUAUACAAGCUAAGCCACACAUUGAGUCUAGAAUGAAGACUCAUUUUCAAGUGGUUCAUGAAAUGUUGACUGAACCAUUUUGUAGCGGAUUUGGGUGGGACAACGACAGAAAAACUGUUACUGCAGAAAAGUCAGUGUGGGAAGCAUAUUUGCAGAGUCACAAAGAAGCAACCCCCCUCAAGAUCAAGUCAUUCCCUUGGUAUGAUGACUUAUGUAUGGUUUUUGGCAAGGAUCUUGCAACUGGAAAAAAUGCGGAGACUACAGCAGAUGUUGUUGAAGAACUUCAAACUGAAGAAGAAAACACUACUCUUGGAGAAGAUGAUUUCAACUAUGCUAACAAUGUGGAUGAAGUGCCAGCUAUGUCUGUUUCAGAUGCAACAAGAGGUGCUCAAUCUCACACUCAAUCAGAUGGGUCUUCAAAGAAGAAAAGGAAAACUGUAAAUCAUGAAGAACUUUCAGAUGCACUCACACAAUUAGCUUGUAUUAUCGCAAGAGAAAUUGAAAAAGCUUAUAUUCGUUUGAGUAAAGCUAUUGGUGAAGACAUGAAUGAAAAUCAUAUGCAACUUGGGAAAGAUGUCCCAGAUAAUGAGAAGGAUGAAUGGGUGACACUUCUUCUUGAUGACUCUCUCUAA
Messenger RNA from Humulus lupulus (European hop), 966 nucleotides. RefSeq lists its product as uncharacterized. Lineage: Eukaryota; Viridiplantae; Streptophyta; Magnoliopsida; Rosales; Cannabaceae. The coding region runs from base 1 to 966 and encodes 321 amino acids. The record is from RefSeq and is a predicted model, not a curated record. The transcript has 4 exons.